AUGAACUCACUCAUCGACAUUCUUGUUGACGCUCUUUCUUCUUCUGACCCCUUGGUCCUUCUCAUAUACUCUUUUCCGCGUCUCUUCACUCAUGUUGGUAGUCCGAGUGUCUCAGAAUCCACUCUCACAUCGUCCACUAAGUUUGCUGCUACGAAAGUAAGCAUCUUUCCGCCCGCCCUUAGUUUCAAUACUCCUACACCAGAUGUUGCUUUCUACACGUCCAACGUAUCUGGGUGUAUAAACAAUAUGCAAAGUCACUUGGGCAUUGCCACUAACCUCGAGAACAUCUUUGACGAUGGGGACGAAUAUGCCAUCAAAGCACCCGAAGCAGAUUUUACUAUUAAAAACCUCUCGAAUGAUCAGUAUUCCUCAUUGCCAACUCACUUCAAUGACGCCCUGCUCCAUGAACUUUCUCGCUUUGCCGAUCAGGCUUCUCUGCUUGAUAUAGUGCAAACGAGUGAACAACGUGCACAUCUCUCUGAAGCCGUCGACUUGAUUGCCGAGACAAAUCUUCUUCAGGAGAUACUUGUCCCUGCUGUCGUCACUUGCCCUGCACUGCCCCUCUCUAAUUACACAAUAGGCAGCAACACAACUACUGCGGCAAUCACUUUCCCGUCUUCGCAUUCCUUUCACUCUAAUUCAAUUGAUCACAGCUCUCCAGCUAAGUCUGAUCUAGUGAAGAUGGGCUCUGGACAUCAGGCCUUGCUUUCUGGAAAAGCUACUCCAGGAAGCCAAUUAAUUAGAAUACCUCACUCUCCGAGCACCUCUUCAGCGAGUACAACGGUGUUUAGCCUUCAUUCCUCUCCUAGUCAAUUUCUUAACUCCAUGAGUCUGGCUUCGUCAACCUCAGCACCUACUAGUGCGUUUGCCACUGUGAAUACUUCUGCCUGUUUCCGCAACCCCAUCCCGACUAUGGAUCUUUCUGGUUAUGUACCUGCGUUUAGCCACUGUGAAGAGCUCCUGGAGUUAUUCUGGCCCCGCCUACUCGCUACUAGGAUAGCUAGGGAGUUGGCUCGUUUAGAGGAAGAAAUUGAGGAAUGCCGGCUUGUCGAGUCUACGACUUCUAGUUCAUCACAGCAUUUGGUUAAUGGCAACUUGGAACUGACUUCCUCUAUGUUGGGUUCCUAUAAGUAUGUUUAUAACCUCAUUCUCGGUCCUUAA
Protopolystoma xenopodis is the source of this 1161-nucleotide messenger RNA. The record is from the annotation of a GenBank genome assembly. Lineage: Eukaryota; Metazoa; Platyhelminthes; Monogenea; Polystomatidea; Polystomatidae.